Messenger RNA from Ceutorhynchus assimilis (cabbage seed weevil), 1680 nucleotides. Lineage: Eukaryota; Metazoa; Arthropoda; Insecta; Coleoptera; Curculionidae. The record is from the annotation of a GenBank genome assembly.
UUGUUAUGUCACCACUAUAAAUUUAUUGCAGAACAUUAAAUUGGUGAAAAAUAAAUAAUUAACAAUCGACAACAUAUAUCUAUCCAUACUUAUUAUAAGAGUGACCUAAAAUGGCUUUGAGGGCAGUGCAAAUAAAUAGCCUAAAAUGGGGCAGUGUACUCGCCAGGGCUCAACACACAAUGUCGGCUUUUGAAUUGCAACACAAAACCCCUCUUAUUAAAAAGCAAGCGCCUAUUCCUGUUGCAAUGUAUGGAGGCAGGAAUGCAGUUACCAUGUUGCCAGGCGGUGGUAUCGGCCCGGAACUAAUGGAAUAUGUCCGAGAGGUAUUCAAGUAUGCUGGUGCGCCAGUGGACUUUGAAGUUAUUGAUAUAGAUCCUAUGGAGGAGAGUAGUGGCGCUUUCGAAUAUGCUAUCACUUCUAUCAAAAGAAAUGGGGUAGCUAUCAAGGGAAAUAUUGAAACAAAAAGUGAAACUGCAGGAUCAACAUCAAGAAACGUAGCGCUAAGGAAUGAAUUGGAUUUGUUCAUCAACAUUUUACAUUGCAAAUCAUUUCCAAAUGUUCCAGCUAGACAAAAAGAUAUCGAUGUUGUGAUUAUUCGUCAAAAUACUGAAGGGGAAUAUGCCAUGUUAGAACACGAGAGUGUGGAUGGUGUGGUUGAAAGCAUGAAGGUCGUUACGGAAACAAAUUCUGAUAGAGUUGCUAGAUACGCAUUUGAAUUUGCUAAAAAUACUGGAAGAAAGAAGAUCACCACUAUUCAUAAAGCAAACAUUAUGAAAUUGUCAGAUGGGCUGUUUCUUGAAACAUCGAAAAAAAUCGCAAAGUUGUACCCAGAAGUUGAACACAACGACAUGAUCAUUGACAAUUGCUGCAUGCAACUUGUGUCAAAGCCUCACCAAUUUGAUGUCAUGAUUAUGACCAAUCUGUAUGGAAGUAUUGUUUCAAAUGUUGUUUGUGGGCUUAUUGGAGGUGCCGGUAUUUUGUCUGGGAGAAAUUAUGGGGAUCAUUACGCUGUUUUUGAGCCUGGAACCCGUAAUACUGGUACUGCAAUAGCAGGAAAAAAUGUCGCUAAUCCCCUCGCUAUGUUAAAUGCUUCUGUUGAUAUGCUAAACCAUCUAGGCCACAAGAGACAUGCUGAUUUGAUCCAGAGAGCAAUAUAUAAAACUGUUUCUGAGGAUCAGAUACUAACUCCUGACUUGGGAGGCUCGGCAAAAAGCACAGAUGUCGUUCAAAGAGUAAUUGAUCACAUCUUACAGGCUGACAUGCGGCCAUGGUAAUUUUUUGUCUGUGGUGAUAGCGAGAUAGGUCUUUACUAAUUCACCAUCUAACACUUUUAUGCCUGGUGAUGUUACUGACUUUUCUUCAGCUGCCUGUUUGCAAUGUGUACCUGUGGCGUGGCUCCUAAAAUAGCACAAUUCCUAUUUGCAUUUUGGAAUAACAUCCUAACAAAAUAAUCAUACUUUUCAGUAUUAUUGAUCGAAGUAUUUAUUGUUUAUUUAUUAUUUUCCUUUUUUUUUGCAGAAAAACUGACUAGAAUUUCAUUCUUCUCUCUACGUUAAUUGGUCACCUAUAUUCAGUGUAAUAUUAUUUAUCAUGUGUAUGUAUUAUGUUUUAUUAUGUUAAGCUUUGGAAGUAUGAAAAGCUCUAUUGUUGAAUAAAUUAUUUUUGUCUUUUAUGUUUUAA